Messenger RNA from Salvia miltiorrhiza (redroot sage), 1931 nucleotides. RefSeq names its product adenine nucleotide transporter BT1, chloroplastic/mitochondrial-like. The transcript has 3 exons. Gene Ontology annotation, biological process: transmembrane transport. The coding region runs from base 585 to 1736 and encodes 383 amino acids. The record is from RefSeq and is a predicted model, not a curated record. NCBI's taxonomy places the organism in Eukaryota, Viridiplantae, Streptophyta, Magnoliopsida, Lamiales, Lamiaceae.
AGUUAAGCAUCAAACAAAAUCAGUUGUAAGAGCUGCAAGUAUCAACAAGGAAAAAUUGAUCCCCUCAUUUUAUAUGUGUGGGCGUGUGAGUGUGAGUGAAGAGGGAAGAACAGAGUCCCACCUCACAUCUUUCUGUUCCUCAAAUAAAAGAACCCUUCUUUGAUUCCUCCGCCUCCAUCCAUCAUUUCUUAGAUUCUUCCACCAUACCAUAUCUAAUUUAUAUCCUUAUUAUAUGAUUAUAUGAUUAUAUGAUUACAUGAUUGCCGCUGUACAAUCUCACACUAUUUCCCCUAGGCCUACUGCCUCAAUUUUUUAACCAAGAAUUGGAAUACUAUUUGCUUUUGCUAUAGUAUAUACUUGCUCACCUACCCAGUUGCCAACAAUGGAGUUUCUGCCUACCCAUUUCCCCAAAAUCGAAUCUUUCCCUCCGUUACCUUUAUCACUCCGCCUCGAGACAUGAAAUCUUCCAACUAAGCUUUGAGUUGAAAUUUAUCACACACAGAGAGGAAACAAGGUGACUGUGUGUGAUAAAGUUCUUUCCUUUUCAGUUUUCUUCCUGUUUCUGGGGUUUUUGAAGAUCUUGAAUGAUGGGUGGUGGAGCAGAAAUGAAAUCUUUAUCGUUCAAGAAAAGUGGGAUUUCAUCAGAUUCUCAAUUGAGGCUUCAAUGGAGCAAUCAAGAUUGCAACUUUUAUCCAGGUGGUGGGUUGUUUGCAUCUGUGCAAAUGGGGGAUAACGGAAAUGGUGGUCUGAAAUUACCCUAUGCUGAUUUGCUAGUGAAAUAUGUUUCAUUGCCUGAGGGGUUUAAGAAUCUUGGUGAGGAGAAGGGUUUGGGGGAGAAGAAGAAGAAAAGGGGGCUUAAGCUCAAGAUUAAGAUCCCUAAUCCUUCAUUAAGGAGGUUAGUUAGCGGCGGAAUUGCAGGGGCGGUUUCUAGGACUGUAGUUGCUCCUUUGGAGACGAUUAGGACUCAUUUGAUGGUAGGUAGCAGUGGGCACUCCACAACUGAGGUGUUCAACAAUAUCAUGAAAACAGAUGGGUGGAAAGGAUUGUUUAGAGGGAAUUUUGUUAAUGUUAUUCGUGUUGCGCCGAGCAAAGCCAUAGAGUUAUUUGUUUAUGAUACUGUCAACAAGAACUUGUCAUCAAAACCCGGCGAACAGCCGAAAUUACCCAUUCCUCCUUCUCUAGUCGCGGGCGCCUCAGCUGGGGUCACCUCGACACUGGUCACCUACCCUCUCGAGCUACUCAAAACUCGACUAACCAUCCAGAGAGGAGUCUACGACGGUCUGCUGGAUGCAUUUGUCAAAAUACUGAAAGAGGGUGGGCCGGGCGAGCUCUACAGAGGCCUCGCCCCGAGCCUGAUUGGAGUCAUCCCUUAUGCCGCCACCAACUACUGCGCCUACGACACUCUACGGAAAGCCUACAGGAAGAUCUUCAAAGAAGAAAAGAUAGGCAAUAUAGAAACACUCUUGAUCGGGUCAGCAGCAGGCUCCAUUUCCAGCACGGCCACGUUCCCUCUCGAAGUUGCACGUAAGCACAUGCAGGUAGGGGCCGUGAGCGGGAGGCAGGUGUACAAGAACGUGCUGCACGCGCUCGCCUGCAUCCUCGAGCAAGACGGGAUACAAGGCUUGUACAAAGGGCUCGGCCCGAGCUGUCUGAAGCUGGUGCCUGCUGCUGGGAUAUCUUUCAUGUGUUAUGAAGCAUGUAAGAAGAUUUUGGUAGAGAGAGAAGAGGAUGCAUAGGAAAAUGAAGAUCUGGUUUUUUGGAGAAUAAAUUCCACAGGGCUCUUUAACCAUAUGUCAAUAGACAUUUUUACAGGCAAACACAGUUUCUUUACAAAAUUUUCUUUUUUUAGUGUAGAAAUUUUUGCUCGGAACUUAUGCAGAACUACUGAUUUUGAGAUGAGAAUCAAUGUUGUUUUUCUGUUUUUGAUUCAA